GUCAUCCUCACCCCGCCUUCACCUCAAUUCCCCCAUCCUCCAUCAACACCCUCAGACCACCUCACCCAGUCCAGUCAGAAUGUCGUUCGGCAAGCUCUACGGUGCUGCUGAGAACUCACGCACCACUGCGUGCCGUAUCGUUGCCAAAGCCAAUGAUCUCGAUAUCGAGCUCGUUGACACCAAGCCCGGCUCUCCCGAUGCUGCUUACUUCAAGAUCAACGCUCUGGGCAAGGUUCCAACCUUUGUCGGUGCCAAUGGCUUCGUCUUGACUGAGUGCAUUGCCAUCGCCGUCUACCUCGCUUCUCAGAACGAGAAGACCACUCUUCUCGGAAAGACAAAGCAAGAUUAUGCCUCCAUUCUCCGCUGGAUGUCAUUCACAAACCAGGAGAUCCUUAACCCUCUUGCGGACUGGUUCCGUCCUCUUCUUGGAAUGGCCCCAUACAACAAGCAGGCCGUUGAAAAUAGCUCCAAGGCCGCCCUCAAGGCCAUUGAUGUCUUGGAAAAGCACCUUACUAACAAUACUUUCCUCGUUGGCGAGCGCCUUACUCUUGCUGACACUUUCUGCGCUUCUCUUUUCUCCCGAGCAUUCCAAUUUGUUCUCGGCAAGGACUGGCGCCAGGCCAACCCUGCUACUUCCAGAUGGUAUGAGACCGUGGUUAAUCAGGCCAUUUACAAGGCCGUUGUUCCAAACCCAGUUUUUGUUGAGGAAGGACUAAAGAACGUUCCACCCAAGAAGGAGGAGAAGAAGGCUGCCCCAGCCAAGAAGGAACCUGAGGAGGAAGAAAAACCAGCUCCUAAGCCGGCCAAGCAUCCUCUUGAAUCUCUCCCCAAACCAUCCAUGAUCCUUGAUGACUGGAAGCGCAAGUACUCCAAUGAAGAUACCCGUGAGGCUGCCAUGCCAUGGUUCUGGGAAAACUACAAUCCAGAGGACUACUCCCUGUGGAAGGUUGAUUAUAAAUACAACGACGAGCUCACCUUGACCUUCAUGUCCAACAACUUGAUUGGUGGCUUCUUUGCCCGUCUUGAGGCUUCCCGCAAGUUCAUCUUCGGUGCUUGCUCCGUGUAUGGCGAGAGCAACAACUCCAUCAUCCAGGGAGCCUUCCUUAUCCGUGGCCAGGAUGCUGUUCCAGCUUUCGAUGUUGCUCCUGACUGGGAGAGCUACAGCUUCACCAAGUUGGAUGCCUCCAAGCCAGAGGACAGACAAUUCGUUGAGGACCAGUGGGCCCAAGACAAGCCAAUUGUCGUCGAUGGCAAGUCUUAUGAAUGUGCUGAAGGAAAAGUUUUCAAGUAAAUGAAAAUAAGUAAAAAUCCAUGUGGCUCAACAUGUGCGUCACAAGGCGUCCGAUUUAAUGUGAUGACUUUUAGUCUUGUCGGCCCAAGCUGCGUGUCUCUAAAUGAUGAAUUAAAAUGAUCAUGAGAAUGAUGAAAAAUGACAACCCUAGGAU
Molecule: messenger RNA, 1445 nt
Organism: Coccidioides posadasii C735 delta SOWgp
Lineage: Eukaryota; Fungi; Ascomycota; Eurotiomycetes; Onygenales; Onygenaceae
Product: elongation factor 1 gamma domain-containing protein
Biological process (GO): translational elongation
Cellular component (GO): cytoplasm; nucleus
Molecular function (GO): translation elongation factor activity
Source: RefSeq, a predicted model, not a curated record